AAUCACUGGAAUCUCUUUAAAUCUCAUUUACGAAAAGAGCUCAACGAAGAGUGAUAUUAUAGUAAAAAAAAUUGCAAAAAUGUCUUUCGAACAGUCAUUUAAUGGAAAAUCUGUGCUUAUUACUGGAGCAGGAAAGGGCAUUGGGAGAGCCCUUGCUCUCAAACUGUCUCAAAUCGGUGCUAAAGUAUUCGCCCUCUCAAGAACAGAAUCUGACCUCCAAUCCUUAGUCAACGAGAGUCCCUCCAUUAUUCCCAUAUCGGUCGACUUGCAGGAUUGGGACGCUACGAAGAAAGCCGUACAAUCCUGCGGAGUUUUGGACGUUGUCCUCAACGUCGCCGGGGUAGGUCACGAAGAGCCAUUUUUGGAAAUUACGCCAACAAUAUUUGACGAGAUAAUAAAUAUAAAUCUAAAAGCCGUCGUUAACGUGUCUCAAACCGCUGCUCAAGGAAUGAUUAAAGCCGGACGAGGAGGCAGCAUAGUCAACAUUUCGUCACGGAUGGCCCACCGAGCCUUCAAGGACUGCAGCAUCUACUCCACUUCUAAAGCUGCCGUUGACCAGUUAACAAAAUCCAUGUGUCUCGAACUUGGCCAACAUUCUAUUCGUGUCAAUUCCAUUAAUUUGGGCGGUGUUUGGACUCCCAUGUGGGCCACGACUUUCACUUCCGGUGGAUCUGGGAGGCAAAAUUAUGAUGAAUAUGCGGCCCGAGUGGUGCAAAGGAUACCGGCAGGGAAGCCAUUUAUUCCGAUGGAAGAUGUCGUCAAUACCGUAUUAUUUACUGCUUCAGACUGUACUUCCAUGCUCACCGGGGCCAAUAUAGCACUGGAUGGUGGUUACACGGUGACAUAAUAUAUUUAGUACACGAUCUUAAAUUUGUGAAUAUUUGAGCCCCACUUAAAAAAAUAAGAGUUUUUAAAAUGUUUAUGACUUUACGUUUAUGAUACUCAAAAUCGAUAACAGUAUGAAUAAAAUAAGCAAUUUGGUGCAGCGAUAAAAA
Messenger RNA from Folsomia candida, 995 nucleotides. Its product is annotated as L-xylulose reductase. Gene Ontology annotation, biological process: glucose metabolic process; xylulose metabolic process. The record is from RefSeq and is a predicted model, not a curated record. The transcript is spliced from 4 exons. The coding region runs from base 80 to 847 and encodes 255 amino acids. Gene Ontology annotation, molecular function: carbonyl reductase (NADPH) activity; L-xylulose reductase (NADPH) activity. Lineage: Eukaryota; Metazoa; Arthropoda; Collembola; Entomobryomorpha; Isotomidae.